ACUUGAACGCACCAUGUUCUAGCAACGCCCCCCCCCCCCCAUGACGUCAAAGCAGCAGAAAACAAUUAACUUUUAAUGGGAAUAACAAAAAUACAACACCAACCUACACAUUAGCAGCAGUAUCACUAAGCACAUCACAGCAGGAAUUUCUAGCCAGGUCUGCGUCAUCACCUGUUUCUCUCCGUUUACGCGCACAAUGAAUCCCCGCCCACCAAACACCAUUGGUUGCUGUAGGGAACAGCUGUUACUGCUGCAUUGUGAUUGGUGGAUUCUCGCUAAGCCAUGACGUUAUGCUCUGUACUGCACACCGGGAGAGAGAGAUAGAGAGAGAGAGAGAGAGAGCGAGAGCGAGAGAGAGACGUAAUGGAGUAAUUCCGCUACAACGCUCGUCAUUUUUAUAAAAAUUUCACCAAUUCCGCAGCGUGGAGUUGCAAUGAGGGCCUCUAUGUGGGCUUCGUGUUGUGGAUUAUUGAACGAUCUGAUCGGUUCGGGGGCGGUUCGAAGCCAUCAGGCUGGGUUUGGGGGCGGAGCCGGGCCAUUCAGAUUUGCUCCUGGCGCUGGCUACUCUGCCUACCCUUCAACGAGCACCACUCAAUCACCGUCUAUCCCCGCCCCCUCAAAUGGAGCAGCGUGCAAAGCCUGUGGUCUCGCCUUCUCCGUCUUCAGAAGAAAGCACGUGUGUUCAGACUGUGGGCGGAGCUUCUGUGCACUCUGUAGUGUGCUGCAGGAGAACCUGCGACGCUGCUGCGUGUGCCACGCCCUGUGGGCGACAGCGUUCGAGCGGGCACGCCUCAUGCGAUUGCGGGUGCGUGAUCUGCGCCGCUACCUCACACUGCGUGACAUUAGCACGGAUGCAUGCACUGAGAAGGAGGAACUCGUCGAGCUUGUACUGCAACAUAUGGGGGUAGAUCUUCAGGAGGAGGAGGAGGAGGAGGAGAUUGAGGAGGAAAACACUGAAGCCCUGCCCUCUGCUUUAGCCCUGCCCGAUGAUGCUGCACCCACCACCCCCCAGCAACCUGCACUGUCUGUCUCCGCCCCUCAGGAAGAAACACACAACACUAAUAACAGCUCAGGAACCAGCCAAGUACACACACACACACACACACACACACACACACACACACACACAUCCCUUCUGUCUGAUAAUGGUAUCGAUGUUAAUGAUGAUAAUGAUUUGUGUGUUGACGAUCAGGAUUGUGGAGACGUUGCCUCUGUGUCUCUCCUCCCCCUGGAGAACAAUGAACGUUUACUAGAGUCCAGCCCAGUGACUCAGAGGAGGGCUCGAGCCUCUAUCUCUGAUCUCUCCAGCGAGGAUGAAAUCGAGUUGUUAACCGUUCGGCAGCUGAAGGAAAUUCUGGCCAGGAACUUUGUGAAUUUUUCCGGCUGCUGUGAGAAGUGGGAGCUGGUGGAGCGUGUGCAGCGUUUAUACAGAGAGCACCAACACAACCGUACCUCCUUGGAAAACAUGAGCAACAGCAUCACUGCAGGUGUGGCUCCUCUCGGUACGGUGGAUGAAAACAUGUGCCGUAUCUGCAUGGACGCUGUGAUCGACUGUGUCCUGCUCGAGUGUGGUCACAUGAUCACCUGCACCCGGUGUGGCAAGAAAAUGAACGAGUGUCCCAUCUGCAGGCAGUACGUGGUUCGAGCUGUACAUGUCUUUAAGUCCUAAACACACAAACACACACAUGCACACUGACAGCCUUCAUCGUCCUGAACUGAAUCAGCUUCUGAAAUCAUAGAAGGUUACAUCGGCUACAUCCCAAAUUGCUCCACAAGGGGACAAGUGUCAGACUGGUUAGGGUCUGAAUUUGAACACGGAGGCUCUGUUUAAUUAGUGUUUUCAAAUGCGCUCUUGUUGAUUUCUCCUAAUGACUCCUAAUGGGUGUGUAGGACCUAUGUCACACGAGUGUGUACUCACAGCACAGUGGAGAAAGUGUGUUAAUGGGGCAGAUUCUAGCUACCCUGUUUAUUAUCUAGUGUGCUACUGUAUGUACCUAGCAUACAAAAUAGCUAGCACUGUAAGUAGCAAUUCCAUCAGCUGUCAUGUACAGAUGGAGACAAUCAAAUGUUUGAGAUGUGAAACGUUAAGCUCGUUUUUUCGCUUAUAAACAGCUUUAUUUUGAAAAGGCAACCGCGAACAAGUUCAGCAAUGCCUUCUGGCUAAAAAUCCUGAAGUCUACAGUGACACUGACUCGACUCCACACCUAACGCCGAUUUACUGGCCAAUAACACUAGUCAAUAACACUAGGGGAAGAGAAGUGGACAAGGGCGCAUUAAAAACAGUAUUGGAAUGCAGCACACUUAGUCUUUCCAUGUGUACAGUGUGUGUGUGUUAAGUGUGUGUUGGUGCGUGUAGAAGGUAUAAGAUGAAAAAGUGAUGCGUGAAGAAGGUCCUCCUUGCUGUAGCAGACCUGAAGCCAGCAGUGAUUAGAGGUGCCAAAUGUACUCAACGUUACUGAUUGAUUUAUUGUGCUUUAAUACAGUGUUUAUCAACUGUGUUUAUUAUUAAACCCCUACAGCAAAGUACAUAUUAGCAUAUUAGAGUCACUCCAUGAAAACUGCAGCCAAUCUGUGUGCUAUGAAGGUACAAUUCCAGGAAUUUUGAAGAACAAUCCCAUCCUUAAAAGAUAACAUCUCCACUCAAACAUGAGUUAUGAGGCAUCACAAUCACUGCACUGCGCAUGUAACAAGGACAUGAAGAUAACAAUGAAAUUUAUCAGUAUAAAUUUUAUUUAAAAAAAAAAAAAAACAGGACAACAUUUGACAAGUCAAUAAAUAGCAUUAAGAGAAGUUUGAAAACAGUAAAAAAAAAUCUGAAGAUCUGUUAACUUGAAUAUUUCAAGCUAACACUUUAGUCUAUUUUUGAUCCAAUCAAAAAGAAGGAUUCAGAACACCGAAGUCGAGAUUUUCUUGGGUAGAGCGCAUCAACAGGAAGUUAAGGUAAGACCAUAUCAGGUAUUUGAGUUUUUAUGAUAAUGCAGUUGCAAUAUAUAUUAAUUGAGUGACUUCACUAAACCCUGAACGAAAUGUUGCGAGGGUAAAAAGGUGUAACUUGCCUGGAAAAACAUCAUCACAGAUCGUCAAAACACUUACGAUCCGUAAGUACUCUCGGGUGAUACACAUCAUGCCUGAAUAUGGGGUCUGAUGGGAAAUUUGAAGCUUGGGAAUAAGACUUCGGCUGUUUCCAGAGUAACAUACCCGAAACAGGACACGAUAAAUCUACAAACGUUUUAAAAUACUGAUUUGAUCUAUAAUCUUAAAUUCUGGUCAUUUUACUCUGUUUUUUCAAAUACCAUAAAUUGUGCUUGACUGACUGACAGAGAAAUAUUGUUGUUACUAAUGGAAACCUUGUGUUUAUUAAAACAGUUUGAACAUAACCCAUGCAGACACCAACGGUUAUAUUCGCCACCACGUUUAAAAGACCUCGCACCCAAAACGGGCUGCGACCCUUCACAUAGAUAGCUAUUACAUAGCCUCUGUAUUAAAAUAGGAAGACUUUAUUUCAGGAAAGGGUAGGAAUUAAAGCAAAAAAUAAUUAUUAGAUAAGGUAAAGAAUGUCACAAUUUCUAACACUAAUUAAUGAGGAGAAUUUAGAAAGAUAUUGUGUUUUUACAGUAGUUAGGUACAGGAUGACAUUGAAAUUAUCUCAUGUAUAUCUCAAGGUGUAACACCUUACAUUAAUAAUGAUAUUCAGCAAUAUUCUACUCAAUGUUACGUUUUAUUAGCAAUGAUUUAUAUACAUUUGAAUGGCUGCAGUUUUCAUGGAGUGACCCUUUAGCUAAGUACUAAAUAAAUUCAUUUCUAAAAUGCAACACCAGACACUGACUGGAAGUUUACCAACAAUAUUUAUCUUUUUAUUCCUGAAUUAACUAUACAUUAAAAACAUAUUUGGAUACGUGGCAUCCUUCCUCCCAAAGAGCCAUUGAGGUUAGUAUUUAGGUUUCGGAGUUAAUGUUUAGCUACAGCAGUUUAAACCACUAAAAUGUUUUGUUUUGUAUGGUAGCGUCACCUUAUUUUAUUUAAUAUUAUUAUUAUUAUUAUUAUAAUUUUAUUACAACUUUAUUUAACAAUUGAUAGUAGAUAGCUACUAUCUUUAGCAGCUCCACUAACACUUUUUGAUGUGACACUAUUUUGUGGUGGUGCCAGCUAACUAUUUAUUUCGCUAACAUACUUCACUUCAUUAUUAUUGUUACAAGGCUAGCUCUAUUUCAUACCUUAUUUUGGGACACUAUUAGCUAGCUAGCUAUUUAUGAUUAGCUAACCUAGUCCUAUGACAACCUCUGCUGUAAUGCUCACCAGCCAGAUAGAUUUAAUAUUUUAAAGUAUUAAACAAAAUAUUUUUAGACUUAUUAAAUUAGCUAGCUAUUUUGGUAAUGAUUUGGCUGUUUAUGUUUAGCUAGUUAAGCUACUUUUAGCCCCAUGGUGUAUCGCUAGCUAGCCUUUUCUGUUUGAUCCGAACUAUCUAUUUUUCCUUUUAUUAAUCUUUCACCAUGAAUUUGAGGAUUAUUUAUUUUGUCACAGUAUUUUGUUUUCAUAUGAAUCUUACACAUACCCACAGUUAUAGCUGUGUAUCUGCACAGACAUUGUGAAAUUUAAUAAAUUCAGAUUUUGAUGGGUAAUGUUUAGCUACUUCAGUUUAACUGCAGUUUAACUUUAAACUGCUUAAAGUGUGUGUGUGUGUGUGUGUGUGUGUGUGUGUGUGUGUGAGAGAGAGAGAGAGAGAGCGUAAUGCCUCCUUGUUUUAUUUAAUAUUAUUUGUUUUAUUAUAAUUUUAUUAAUAAUUGGUAGUUAGCUGCUAUGUUUAGCGACUCCACUGACAACCACUUGGUGUAACAUGAUUUUAUGGAGGUAUUAGUUAACGGUCUAUGCUUUGCUAACAUACGUCACUGGCACAUGACUUCAAUACUUUAUCAUGUGGCACUGUUAGCUAGCUACUUUUGUUUUGUUAGGCUAACAUGUUCCUGACAGCCCCGUCUGGUAUACGAACAAGGUCACGUAUAAGGCUAGCUAUCUUUUCUGUUUGAUCCCAACUAGCUAUUUUUCUUUUUCUUACUCUUUCAACAUGAAUUUUAUGUAUUUAGCCAGAGUAUUUAGUUUUUACAUGAAUCUGGCACAUAUACACAGUUAUAGCUGACCUGUGUAUCUGCAAAGACAUGAUAAAAUUUGAUAAAUUCUCCAGGUUGUCAAUUGCUUUUCCAUAAACAGUAACUGAAAUAGAGUUAUGUGCAUCACUGUAGAUUGCACCAAAACCAUGCCCUACUUCCCACUCCCUACUCACUAUUCCCUACUCCUUACUCACUAUUCCCCACUCCCUACUCAAUAUUCCCUACUCCUUACUCACUAUUCCCCACUCCCUACUCAAUAUUCCCUACUCCCUACUUCUUACUCAAUAUUCCCUGCUCCUUACUCACUAUUCCCCACUCCCUACUUCUUACUCAAUAUUCCCCACUCCUUACUCACUAUUCCCCACUCCCUACUUCUUACUCAAUAUUCCCCACUCAAUAUUCCCUACUCCCCACUCCCUACACAAUAUUCCCUACUCCCCACUCCCUACUCAAUAUUCCCUACUCCUUACUUACUAUUCCCCACUCCCUACUCAAUAUUCCCUACUCCUUACUUCUUACUCAAUAUUCCCUGCUCCUUACUCACUAUUCCCCACUCCCUACUUCUUACUCACUAUUCCCCACUCAAUAUUCCCUACUCCCCACUCCCUACACAAUAUUCCCUACUCCCCACUCCCUACUCAAUAUUCCCUACUCCUUACUUACUAUUCCCCACUCCCUACUCAAUAUUCCCUACUCCUUACUCACUAUUCCCCACUCCCUACUCACUAUUCCCUACGUCUUGCUCACUAUUCCCCACUCCCUACUCACUAUUCCCUACGUCUUGCUCACUAUUCCCCACUCCCUACUCACUAUUCCCUACGUCUUGCUCACUAUUCCCCACUCCCUACUCAAUAUUCCCUACUCCUUACUCACUAUUCCCCACUCAAUAUUCCCUACUCCCCACUCCCUACUCAAUAUUCCCUACUCCUUACUUACUAUUCCCCACUCCCUACUCAAUAUUCCCUACUCCUUAUUCACUAUUCCCUACUUCUUACUCACUAUUCCCCACUCCCUACUCAAUAUUCCCUACUCCUUACUCACUAUUCCCUACUUCUUACUCACUAUUCCCCACUCCCUUCUCAAAAUUCCCUACUCCCUAUUCCCUACUUCUUACUCAAUUUUCCCUACUCAAUAUUCCCCACUCCCUACUCAAUAUUCCCUACUCCUUACUCACUAUUCCCUACUUCUUACUCACUAUUCCCCACUCCCUUCUCAAAAUUCCCUACUCCCUAUUCCCUACUUCUUACUCAAUUUUCCCUACUCAAUAUUCCCUACUCCUUACUCACUAUUCCCCACUCCCUUCUCAAAAUUCCCUACUCCCUAUUCCCUACUUCUUACUCAAUUUUCCCGACUCAAUAUUCCCUACUCCCCACUCCCUACUCAAUAUUCCCUACUCCUUACUUACUAUUCCCCACUCCCUACUCAAUAUUCCCUACUCCUUACUCACUAUUCCCCACUCAGUAUUCCCUACUCCUAACUUACUAUUCCCCACUCCCUACUCAAUAUUCUCUACUCCUUACUCACUAUUCCCCACUCCCUUCUCAAAAUUCCCUACUCCCUACUCACUAUUCCCUACUCCUUACUCACUAUUCCCCACUCCCUACUCAAAAUUCCCUACUCACUAUUCCCCACUCCUUACUCACUAUUCCUUACUUACUCUUCCCUACGCCAUACUCACUGUUUUCUACUCACUAUUCCUUACUCUACAGUAUUCCCAGCUCACUAUUUCCUAAUUGCUAUUCCUUAUUUACUCUUCCCUACUCACUGUUCCCUAUUCCCCACUGACUAUUCCUUACUUACUCUUCAUUACAACUUACUCAUUUUUUCCUACUCACCAUUACUUACUUACUCUUCCCUGCUCACUAUUCCCUACUACUAUUCCUUACUUACUCUUCCCUACUCCCUAUUCCUUACUUACUCUGCCCUACUCCCUACUUACUCUUCCCUACUCCCUAUUCCUUACUUACUCUGCCCUACUCCCUACUUACUCUUCCCUACUCCCUAUUCCUUACUCACUAAUCCCUACUCACCAUUCCUUACUUGCUCUUCCAUACUCACUAUUCCUUAAUAUUCCUUAUUUACUCUUCCCUACUCGUUACUCCAUUCCCUACUACUAUUCUUUACAUACUCUUCCCUACUCACUACUCCUUACUCAAUUUCCUAUUCCCUACAAGUGGCAAAGUGCAUUAUAUGUAUUAUGUACCAGGGACUUGAUUGACAGUGUUGAUUUGUAUCUGUCUAGAGAGUUGAGUAGAUUUUUUUUUUCAACGUUUAAUUGAACCCAUUUAGGCAAAGCCAGGAGAAAAAACCCAGCUGACAAGUAAUUUAUCAUUUAUAAUAAUUUAAGAUUCUGCCACGAAUAUUAUGGAUAAACCAUUUUGUCUUAAUCGGUAAAAUCGUAACACACUAUUACAUGGAUAGAAAAGAGAUAUAUACAAAUGUACACACUGUUGCCUGUACAAUAGAUGAUUUUUGGAUAAGAAUAUGAAAAUAGGAUUACAGUUUGAAUUAUUUGUGAGGACUUGAAUGUCUCUUUUAUUGUAUGUGGGUUUAAUGUGCAAUUUCUAAAAGGUGUCACUUGUAGGAGCGGAGCAGACGACACUCACUAUAGAUCUACUGUAUGUAAGAAAUGAAACACUUUUGAGGGUUGUUAUAUUUUGAAACUUUUUAUUUUGUUAAUAUUAAAGAUGAUUUAAUAAAAUACAGAA
Molecule: messenger RNA, 7813 nt
Organism: Ictalurus furcatus (blue catfish)
Lineage: Eukaryota; Metazoa; Chordata; Actinopteri; Siluriformes; Ictaluridae
Gene: rnf34b
Product: ring finger protein 34b
Exons: 7
Coding region: 434-1669 (411 amino acids)
Biological process (GO): negative regulation of extrinsic apoptotic signaling pathway via death domain receptors; proteasome-mediated ubiquitin-dependent protein catabolic process; protein K48-linked ubiquitination
Cellular component (GO): cytoplasm; plasma membrane
Molecular function (GO): ubiquitin protein ligase activity
Source: RefSeq, a predicted model, not a curated record